Messenger RNA from Cephus cinctus (wheat stem sawfly), 2293 nucleotides. It is a transcript of the gene B52, whose product is annotated as serine-arginine protein 55. The transcript has 12 exons. Gene Ontology annotation, cellular component: nucleus; ribonucleoprotein complex; cytoplasm. Gene Ontology annotation, molecular function: mRNA binding. Gene Ontology annotation, biological process: mRNA splice site recognition; alternative mRNA splicing, via spliceosome. The record is from RefSeq and is a predicted model, not a curated record. Lineage: Eukaryota; Metazoa; Arthropoda; Insecta; Hymenoptera; Cephidae. Bases 148 to 1245 code for a protein of 365 amino acids.
CCGUGUUGUUUCCGUUGUUACGGCGAGCCAUCUUGCUUCAGACGCCGAUCGUUACUCCUUCCAGUAAAUUCAGUACUUUCGUGUGGAAAUAAACGUACAGAGAGGGAGAGUGAAUUGAACGCACGUCGUACAAGACAAAAAUACAGUAUGGUAGGAACAAGGGUCUAUGUCGGUGGGCUUCCAUACGGCACCAGGGAAAGAGACCUUGAGAGAUUUUUCAGAGGCUACGGUCGUUUCCGUGAUGUGCUCAUCAAGAAUGGCUACGGCUUUGUUGAAUUCGAUGACUACAGAGACGCAGAUGACGCAGUAUACGAGCUCAACGGGAAGGAGCUGUUGGGCGAAAGAAUUACUGUAGAGAGGGCCCGGGGUACACCUAGAGGUAGUGACCAGUGGCGCUAUGGUGACUCCCGUGGUGGUUAUGGGGACUCGAGGCGAUCUGCCCGAGACGAUAUGCGGCACGACAGAGAUAGUGUGAACAGAAACACGAGGACUGCAUCUAGCUACAAGCAAUCAUUGCCCAGAUAUGGACCGCCGACUCGUACCGAGUAUCGUCUUACAGUGGAGAAUCUGUCGAGCCGCGUCAGCUGGCAGGAUUUGAAGGAUUACAUGAGACAAGCUGGUGAAGUAACUUACGCAGAUGCCCACAAGCAACGUAGAAACGAAGGAGUCGUAGAAUUUGCCACGUACUCCGACCUCAAGAAUGCUAUCGAUAAACUCGACGAUACCGAGCUUAAUGGCCGAAGAAUUCGUCUGAUUGAGGACAAGAGACGAGGUCGCCGAUCAAGAUCUUCCAGUUCCAGAUCUCGAUCUCGCUCCAGGUCCCGUUCCCGACGUCGUUCCCGCUCCCGCUCCAGGAGUCGCCGCAGUUCUCGUAGCCGUAGUCGUCGCAGCAGUCGCUCCAAAUCUAGAGCACACUCGAAAUCCAAAUCAAAGUCCAAAUCCAAGUCUCCUGAGCGCAGUCGCUCACGGUCCAAAUCCAAAUCAAGAGACCGCUCAAAGUCGAAAUCUAAGUCAAAGUCCAAAUCCAGAUCUCGUUCUAGGUCCAAGGCUGAGAGGUCAAAAUCCAGGUCGCAGUCCAAGUCUAAAGCCAAGUCCCCCUCGAAGGAAAGAUCGAGUCGCGAACGCUCAAGAGGCGACAGAUCGAGAUCCCGCUCAGGCAGUAAACACAGCAAGAGUCGCAGUCGCUCCCGUUCGCCAAUGAACGGCGAUAAAUCGCCAGAGAAUAUUAAGCAAAAGGACGAUUGAGCUAAAACAAAAGGAAAGUAAAAACAAAAAAAAAAUAAAAAAAACCUGAAAAGACCAGAAGAACAGCGCGGAGCUAACAGAAGAAAGUACCAACGUUAAGAGUCAUCAUCUAUACAGGAAGUGAAAAGGCUACACUGUUAAUAGAGCGGAAGAAAAGGGCGCCACGUAUAUCACUUUAUAAGUUCAUCCCGAGCUCCGCCUUCGAUCUUCUCGUUACAACAAAAAAUCUUGUCCUCUCUUGUCUUACCCACCUUCCAUCUUACUUUCCUUUCUAUAUUGCCUUUCCUCUUACCCCCUUUUCCUUAUUUUUUUUUUAUAACGACGAUAACAGAUUCAAAAAGCCAAUGCUUUUCAUGUAUCCAAACCUUCUGUCCAUUGGACAUUUGUUCGAAUGACGCAAAUGGAUUACACUCAGACAUCCAAAAGAACAUGGUCACUACUUGUUAACGAUUCUUUACAAGCACGCGUAUUGUUCAUGAUUUGAAAAAAAAGCGAAUUAAUUGGGGGCGGUUUAAUGCAGACGAUCAUCGUUAGCAAACUGAGCCUGUAAAAAUUAGCGAGGAACAUAUUGUAAACUUAAUUGAAUUUUUAUUGAUCAUCAAUUGGAGUAUAGUAGAUUCUUUUUUGUCCUUUUUUUUUCAUCUGUCUCCUAGAAAUUUAAAACGUUCUACACGAUUGUACACAGUUUUAUCUGCAUUGCCCAUAUGUAUGUACAGUGUACAUACACGAUUCUGUGUCAUACCCGACAAGUACACUGGAAUAAUACAUAAACACAGAGAUAGACAAACCGGUCUGACGCAUUUAGGGCAAAUUAAUGAGGUGAUUCUGUCUCUAUCUCGUUUUCUUCUCCAAUUCGUACCUUGGACGGAUCUACACGAUUUACGAUGUACCGCCGUAAUUAACAUAAUAGGAGUUCCCCUUGUAAUGGCUUUUUGUAUAUAUUCAUAAUGAUUACAAUUUACUAUGUAUAAGAACAUAAUAAUAAUAUGUGAUUGUGUAUUAAGUCUAGGAGAUAAGCCUUAUUAUCAAUAAAGACACCCAAAGUCGA